AUGGCCCGCACUCAAAAGAACAAAGCCACUAUGGGACAUUUGGGCUUAUUGAAGGCUAAAUUGGCAAAACUGAAGCGAGAAUUAAUUACCCCAAAGGGAGGUGCUAGUGGUGCAGGUGAAGGCUUCGAUGUUGCAAAGACUGGAGAUGCCCGUAUUGGUUUUGUGGGUUUUCCAUCAGUGGGCAAAUCAACAUUGUUAAGCAACCUGGCAGGUGUUUAUUCAGAGGUGGCAGCAUAUGAGUUCACCACCCUAACCACUGUCCCAGGUUGCAUUAAAUACAAAGGGGCCAAAAUUCAGUUGCUUGAUCUUCCUGGUAUUAUUGAGGGAGCCAAGGAUGGCAAGGGACGAGGUAAACAAGUGAUUGCUGUGGCUCGCACCUGCUCCCUCAUCUUUAUUGUCCUAGAUGUGUUAAAGCCCCUUGGUCAGAAGAAGCUGAUUGAGAAAGAAUUAGAAGGCUUUGGCAUCAGACUGAAUAAGGUGAAAUCCCUUUGUUCUUGUUUAUUGUAA
This is a messenger RNA of Cherax quadricarinatus, 507 nucleotides long. NCBI's taxonomy places the organism in Eukaryota, Metazoa, Arthropoda, Malacostraca, Decapoda, Parastacidae. The record is from RefSeq and is a predicted model, not a curated record.